This is a messenger RNA of Homarus americanus (American lobster), 663 nucleotides long. Its product is annotated as tigger transposable element-derived protein 1-like. Gene Ontology annotation, cellular component: nucleus. The transcript has a single exon. The record is from RefSeq and is a predicted model, not a curated record. Lineage: Eukaryota; Metazoa; Arthropoda; Malacostraca; Decapoda; Nephropidae. The coding region runs from base 1 to 663 and encodes 220 amino acids. Gene Ontology annotation, molecular function: DNA binding.
AUGGCUGGGUCUGCAACACCACUGACGGUUACGAAGGUGACGAGGUUCAGUGUUGCUGAGAUGGAGAGUAUGGAGCGGAUGUUGAGCACGUGGAUUGACGACCAGACCCAGCGCCUUAAAACACCUUUAUCGCAAUGCGUGAUUCAACAGAAGACAAGAUCGCUGUGGAAAGAUAUAACUAAAGAUAAACCCAAUGUACCUGAGUUCAGUGUCAGCCGUGGAUGGUUUGAUAGAUUUAGGAAACAUAUAUCAAUCCACAAGCUAAAAAUACAAGGAGAAUCAGCUAGCGCCGACCAUAAAGCAGCAGAGAAGUUCCCACCCUUUCUCACAACCUUAAUUAAGGAGGGUGGGUACAGUCCUAAGCAAGUCUUCAACUUGGACGAGACCAGACUCUUCUGGAAUAAAAUGCCUUCACGAACCUACAUAUCUAAGGAGGAAAAGACCACACCGGGAUUCAAGGUUGCCAAGGACUGCCUCACUCUAUUGAUUGGUGGAAAUGCUGAGGGUGACCUGAAGUUAAAGCCUCUCCUUGUAUACCGGUCUGAAACACCCCAUGUUCUGAGGGGAGUUGUGAGGGGACAACUUCCCGUCGUCUGGCGUUCAAACCGUAAGGCAUGGUUGACAGGGUCUGUGAUGCACGACUACAUGUUCCGGUCGCAUUAG